This is a messenger RNA of Leptosomus discolor (cuckoo roller), 1222 nucleotides long. The record is from RefSeq and is a predicted model, not a curated record. NCBI's taxonomy places the organism in Eukaryota, Metazoa, Chordata, Aves, Leptosomiformes, Leptosomidae.
UCUUCCCCUAGGCUGAACUCACAGGCAUCAAAUGGCGUAGGUACAAUUUUGAAGGUCAUGGGGACUGUGGCCCUAUCAUUUCAGCCCCAGCACAGGAUGAUCCAAUUCUGCUCAGCUUCAUCCGCUGCUUGCAGGCCAAUUUGCUUUGUGUGUGGCGGCGCGACGUCAAACCGGAUUGUAAGGAGCUGUGGAUAUUCUGGUGGGGAGAUGAACCAAAUCUUGUAGAUGUGAUACAUCGCGAACUGCACAUGGUGGAAGAAGGAUUGUGGGAGAAUGGACUUUCCUAUGAGUGUAGGACCCUGCUCUUCAAAGCGAUUCAUAACCUUCUGGAAAGGUGCUUGAUGGAUAAAAACUUUGUAAGAAUUGGAAAAUGGUUCAUAAGACCCUAUGACAAGGACGAGAAGCCUGUUAAUAAAAGUGAACAUUUGUCAUGUGCCUUCACAUUCUUUCUCCAUGGGGAAAGCAAUGUGUGCACGAGUGUGGAGAUUGCUCAACACCAGCCUAUCUACCUGAUCAACGAAGAGCAUAUCCAUAUGGCCCAGUCCUCACCGUCACCGUUCCAGGUGUUGGUGAGUCCCUAUGGUUUAAAUGGCACACUCACGGGCCAGUCGUAUAAGAUGUCAGACCCAGCAACUCGUAAAUUGAUGGAGGAAUGGCAGUAUUUUUACCCCAUGGUGCUGAAGAAAAAAGAAGGCAUGAAAGAGGAAGAAGAGCUGGGCUAUGACAACUGUGAUUUCCCUGUGGCAGUUGAAGUCAUUGUUGGUGGUGUAAGGAUGGUGUAUCCUUCAGCCUUUGUUCUCAUCUCCCAGAGUGACAUCCCCAUGUCACAGAAUGCUGCCAAUACUGGAGGCCAUAUAAAUGUGGGACAGCAGGGCCUUGGAAGCGUGAAAGAUCCUGCUAGUACCUGUGGGAUGCCACUCACUCCACCCACUUCUCCAGAGCAGGCUGUUACGGGAGAAAGUGGAUGCUCUCAGAGCAAUGUCAGCCAUUCAGCUGUACAGGAGGGGACAGUCAGUGUCCACAGUCCAAAGAAAUCUGGCAAGAUUACUCCAAAAUUUCACAAUCAUAUGGUUCACCGUGUCUGGAAGGAAUGCAUUCUCAACAGGUCACAGUCUAAGAGGAAUCAAAUUACAGCUGCAAAUUUGGAAGAGGAAGUUCCUAACAAUACUGUUUCUUGGGAUUUUGUGGAUCCAGUCCAAAGAGUCAGUUGUUCUUGUUCCAG